UUAAAUUUCACUUUUUUGAAAUGGAUGGCUCAUUUUCUAUCACUAUAAUUUCUGUCACUAUAAUCGUCUCUUUUAUUUUUAUAUACACGGAAAUCUUCUUCACAUUUAACUUUUUUCCAAUUUAUUUAUUUGUUUCAUUAAUAAAAUAUUCUAUUCUUUCUUUACCACUAAGUAUCUUCUCAAAGCAAUUUCCGCAAGCACGUAAUUUUGCUUGUCGUAAUAAAUUCGUUGUCUUCCCGAAUUUCACCAACUCGAUACCGAUACCCGACACCGAAACCCGAUUUCAAGCCCCAGGGGACAUCUUCAAGCGUUUUAAUAUUACUUUCCGAAUUGCCGAUUAAUAUCCAAGUGUUAUUAGUCAAAUUGGAAAAUUUGUAGCACCCUGUUUGAAAUCUGUGUUCGGAAUUUGAAAUUGGAAUUUGCUCAAUAAUAUAACGGCUAUUUAAUUUAUUCUGUCUUUGUGAGUAAUUUCUCUUCGAAUUUCGCAGGUAUUAUAUCUAAAAGAAAUGUGGCUGUUAUAUUUUUUUGUGGAUUUUUGUGUGGAAACAUGAUUGGUUUAUAUUUGCAUUUCGAACGAGCGAGCGAAGCGAAGUGAAGUUCUUACAUUCACAAGGAAAGAUUUCGAUCUCGAAAUUUAGGAACUUAGAAAAAUUUUAACGCGUAUUGUUGAGUUGAAUUUAAGUGAUGAGAAAAUUGUGAUCAUAGAAUGUACUAUGAGAGUUUUGAUCAAAUGUUUUGAUGACAUUCUAUAGCUUACACAAUAAUGAAUUAUAAUCAUGAACAAAUUAGAUUGUUAUUAGUAGUAUUAGUACAAUACAACAUAGAUCUACUAAUUGUUUACUUUAAUCUUGUACCAAAACUUCUACGUCAGCUCAGACGUCAUCAACUGAUGUUAAGGUGCAAAAACGAUACAAGGUAAGGUAUCUUUCCCUGUUGAUGUUAUGCAUGAGUAAUUAAUUAAACACGUUUAUUAUUGUGUAUAUUUAGCGAACAAUAAUAUUCCCGCCUGGUAAGGAUUACAUGAUGAUUUUCAAGAAUAAAAACAAGCGGAAUAAGGUAAUUCCUGGUAGUUUUCCUUUUAUACUACUGGAUCUUUUAUGUAUUUGGAGAAUAAGCGUGAGUAAGUAUUAAAAUGACGUCAAAGUGCUUCCCUAAACAUUCAAUAAGCGUUUAUAUAAAUUGAAUGCCAAACAGGUGUGUCUUCAUUUCAAGUCCAAAAAUUGGAACAACAAGUCCUCAGCCUUCGAUUUUUAAUAUUUAUUUUGAGAUGGGAAACUCGUGUUUCAAAACUCUCAGUGCUGCAGAGCUAUUGGAGAUGACAAGUCACCCGAAUUUCUGUAAGCUCAUCCGACGAGAACAUUCUCAAGUAAUGUCAGUUCCUCUUAGAGGUACAAUCGCUUGUUUUUCACGAGAAGAAAAUUUAAAAAAAAAUAGAUACAGUGGUAUCCCGUGUUGGGAUCAUUCCCGAGUGAUAAUAAGUUCUCGUGAAAAUCUAGUUUUUGAUGACAAUUGGAAAAUGCCGCUAAUAACUGAAGAAACUGCAUCCUACAUACAUGCUAACUUCGUGGACGGAUUUAAAACUAUUAACAAGUAUAUCUGCACUCAAACACCUAUGGAAAAUACGUGGGAAACUUUUUUCAAAUUAAUUUGGGAACAGCAGUCUUACGUCAUAGUGUCCCUGACAGAUAUAGAUCAAGAUAAUUUAAAAAAUUACCAACUUUGGGUAAAUCCUGAAGGUUCUAAGGUGACUUUUGGAAAAUAUGUUGUCCGAAUUCUUGAAAUUCAGGAAAAAAUAAGUUACACCAGAACCCGAAUGCAGAUUACUAACAUAAUCACGAGAACAUCUAGGGAAAUAACCAACUUUUGGUUCACUGAUUGGCCUGACAGCAGCAUUCCCACAGGCUUGAAAGAGUUUCUGAAUCUUCGAAAAGAGGUCAACCGAGAACAGUCCAGACUGAUCGAGGAAGCGGAAAAGAGUUUUCAAUUACCAGGUCCUAUAGUAGUCCACUGUUCUACUGGAGCUGGUUGGACGGGAACUUUUUGUGCUGUAGAUAAUGCACUGGCACAGCUUGAUAAAGAGAAAAAGGUUUCACUUGCUCAAACCAUACUGAAAAUAAGGAGUCAAAGGCAUACGAGUGUUUUUUUACCAGAACAGUAUGCAUUUUGUUACAAAGUGUUGGAAUAUGUUUUAUUAGCGGAAGGAAAAAAGUUAAAAAACUAUUGAUGUUAGCUAUG
This is a messenger RNA of Cydia pomonella (codling moth), 2235 nucleotides long. RefSeq names its product tyrosine-protein phosphatase non-receptor type 9-like. Gene Ontology annotation, biological process: protein dephosphorylation. The coding region runs from base 1184 to 2224 and encodes 346 amino acids. Gene Ontology annotation, molecular function: protein tyrosine phosphatase activity. The transcript has a single exon. The record is from RefSeq and is a predicted model, not a curated record. Lineage: Eukaryota; Metazoa; Arthropoda; Insecta; Lepidoptera; Tortricidae.